This is a messenger RNA of Colletotrichum tamarilloi, 852 nucleotides long. RefSeq lists its product as uncharacterized. The record is from RefSeq and is a predicted model, not a curated record. The transcript is spliced from 7 exons. The coding region runs from base 1 to 852 and encodes 283 amino acids. NCBI's taxonomy places the organism in Eukaryota, Fungi, Ascomycota, Sordariomycetes, Glomerellales, Glomerellaceae. Gene Ontology annotation, molecular function: 4-hydroxy-tetrahydrodipicolinate synthase activity.
AUGGGCCUGAUAUUGAACCCUGGGGCUUAUGGACCCUUACCGACCUUCUUUAAUGAAAAGCAAGAAAUCGACUACGGAUCGUAUGAGAAGCAUCUACUCAAUCUUGCUAGAAGAGGAAUCAAUCCUGUGUGCGCGGGGUCGCUUGGCGAAGCAGUACAUUUGUCUCCAGAGGAAAGAGUGGAUCUCAUCAAAUUCAUACGACGCACACUCGACGAUGCUGGCUUGACGGACAUGCCCAUUGUGGCAGGUGUGGGCGGUUCAAGUACCAGAGAGACAGUUAAACUCGCACAUGCGGCUGGUAAUGCCGGGGCAGAUGCAGGUCUAGUCAUCCUCCCUGCUUAUUACGCUGCCAGCUUGAGCACCGACCAGAACCAGAUCAUUCAAUAUUACGUUGAUAUCUGCAAGGAGUCGCCUAUCCCACUCUUUCUGUACAACUUCCCAGCGAAUGCGGGAGGAUUGGACAUGUCAUCGGCAGUGAUCGAGGCUGUGAUACGCCAGGCACCUAACCUGUGCGGCGUCAAACUCACCUGUGGCGGUAGUGUUUCGAAGCUGGUUCGCCUCUCAUCCUUUAUCAACAGGGAGCCGUCGGUCAAUACAUCCCGGCCAUAUCCAUUCCUUCUCUUGGAUGGGCUGAUCUCUGAUCUGACACCGUGGAUGAAAAGUGGCGGCCAUGGCACCGUCAGCGGCAUACCCAACUUUGCCCCGGCUGCGUCUAUGCGGCUGUGGGCACUCCUAAUCAAGCCCAAUCUGACAGAAGAUGAAAGACAAGAAGCAGAUAGGAUCCAAUCCAUUCUGUCUAAUGCUGAUGUGGCAGCUGUGCCUGCAGGUGUAAGGGGAAUGAGUAAGUUCUAG